UUUGAUUUCUCUAACUAUCUAUGUGAGUGUGCAUCUACAAUGGUAUUGCCAUUAUGUCGCAAAUAAAAUUUGAACACCAAACAACUAUACAAGAUACACAUCAAACGAUAAAUGACAUUUUCACUGUACAAUAGCAUUUGUUCAUUCUCUUUGAAAACUAUGUAAAUUAACUCAUAGAUUGAAGCAUUUGUAAAAAAAAUUCAUUCAACUAUUUGUAAAAUUGACCACAAUUAACAGUUUGUGUUGAACUGUGUCCGAAAUUAUUUGCCAAAUUAUAUGUAGUCGUUCUGCUAUCGAGAACAUGUAAAACACCUGUAUUAUAAAAAAAACGAACAACGCAAUGUUUCAGCAAUAAAUUCAUUUCGAUGAAAAAUCAAUCGUUUAUUCUUACAUCAUUUAUAAGUGAAUACAAGUGAAUUGAAUUAAAAGCAACGAAAAUGAAAAUAAGAAAAACGAAAUUUCAGUCAUUACUUUUCAGUGUUUUUGGCUAAUUAAAGUGUGGUGGAAAAAGCGGCGAUUGAGUUGAACGUGAUUAAUAACGAUAAUAAGUGUAAAAACUCACUAUAUAUAGUGGAGAGGUAGAGAUAGUUGUGCGACCAAACGAAACGAAGAAAAGUGUUACAAUGGAUGCAGAUGAGAGUGAAUGGCUUGUUGAAUUAUUACGGGACGUACAACUGGAACAAUUUUACCCGAGAAUUCAUGAUGAGUUGCAGGUCACUCGUUUAGCACACUUUGAUUAUGUACAAUCAGAUGACUUGGAAAAAAUUGGGCUUGGAAAGCCAGCGAUACGGCGAUUAAUGGAAGCGGUUAAAAAACGAAAAGCACAACAAUGGCGACGAAAUAUUUUGUCAAAAUUAAUCGGCGGCGGAAAACAGCAACCGAUGAAAAAGUCAAACAUUACUGAUUCAAGUGGACAAUCCACAUCGUCGACAUUGUCAUCAUCAUCGUCGUCACAUCUGUCAUGUCUCAUACACGAGAAAGAUCUAACGCUGGGCAUUAAAUUGGGUGACGGUUCAUUUGGGGUUGUGAGACGUGGUGAAUGGACAAAUGUUGGUGGGCAAAUACAAUCAGUUGCUGUGAAAGUAUUAAAAGCGGACAAUCUCUCUCAGCCCGGUAUUAUUGAAGAUUUUUUCCGUGAAGUCCAAGCUAUGCAUGCACUCGAUCAUCCAAAUUUGGUGCGAUUAUUUGGCGUUGUAUUAACACAACCUAUGAUGAUGGUUACGGAGCUGGCGGAACGAGGCUCUUUACUUGAUACACUUCGAAAACAAUGCAAACACACACCGAUAUCGGUGCUAUGGCAAUGGGCAUGUGAAAUUGCAACUGGCAUGGCAUAUCUUGAACAGAAACGAUUUUUGCAUCGCGAUCUUGCAUGUCGUAAUGUUCUAUUAACAUCAAUGAAUAAAGUGAAGAUUGGCGAUUUUGGUUUGAUGCGCGCUUUGCCACAACAAGAUGACUGCUAUGUCAUGACUGAACAUAAAAAAGUCCCAUUUCCAUGGUGUGCUCCAGAAUCACUUCGCCAUCGAAAAUUUAGUCAUGCCUCGGAUUCAUGGAUGUUUGCUGUAACAUUAUGGGAAAUGUAUACGUUUGGCGAAGAUCCAUGGGUUGGCUUAAACGGUUCCCAAAUAUUGAGAAAAAUCGAUCGUGAAGGUGAACGAUUGCAUCAUCCCGACUCCUGCCCGCCGGAUGUCUAUCAAUUGAUGUUACAAUGUUGGGAUAAAAAUGACAGCGAACGACCAACAUUCGCCGCAAUUAAAGAAUUUAUGCAUUGCAUUCCACCGCCAAUGGUUCGAGCUAAGUCAGCAUGUAUGGAAGAAGGACGUCUCUCCAUUGAUCAUGGUGAUAUUUUGGCUUUAAUCGAUGAAAGACCCGAUUUGAGAUUUAUCAAAGGUCAAAACCAAAGAACAUUCGAUAUUGGAACAUUUCCCAGAAAUAUCGUUGAACCGUUGAAGGGAAAAUUUCCGGACAUCAGUCGACCAUUGAACGAUUCAUUUCGUCACACUGGGCACGGAUCUGUGCUGGGAAAUUCGUGGGGAAAUCCAUCAUUUCUCGAUCCAAACUAUUUAGGCGAUGAUAAAAAUGCGCAAAGCGUUCGUCUUCGAGCAUCGAGUUCGGCAAAAGAUCGCAAACAUAAAUGUGCUUCCGAGCAACAUGUUCGAGAGCGAAAGAGUAUUGCACAAAAGCAAUUUGCAUAUAAUAAACUUAAAAAUGAAAAACCCGUUACAUCAAAGCAUGAUAACCGUAAAACAUUGUCAGCACCACAACGGCCACCACAGCCAAAAUUGAUUAACUUUGAAAAGAAGGAAAAGGAAGGAAUGCUAAUCGAUUUGACAUCACCACAGCAACAAGACAUCAGCAUUCCGAAUUUGAUGUCAAAUGGUGGUAGCUUUGCGCAAACCAUGAAUGACAUUAGCAUCCUUGAUGCUCCAAUCGAUGUGCCAACUGAAGCAUAUCCAGAUGAUGACGCAAAUGCAGUGAGAUUAUUUGAUGUGGAUAGUAAUAAGCCCGAACCACCGCCGUAUCAAUCGCCACCCACGUACAUGAAUACAUUUGGAUUGAACAAAACCAUCUCAAAUGAUCCGUUCGAUACAUCACAUAUUACAACGCAAUCACAAUCGAAAAUUGGAAUGCCACAAUCCAAUGCAAUGUCAUCGCAUUCAUACACAAUCGAUGAUAGCACCAGCAACUUUAUUCGGAAUCAAAUUCAAACUACAAGCAACAAAGAAUUGAUUUAUAUGAAUCGACCAUCAAAAUCGAAUAAAACAACUGAAAUCGAUGAAAUCGUUCAAAACAAACUGAUGUCCAUGUCACACGGAAGUCCGAAAAGUGGUCACACAUCGAGAGUUUCGAGCGCUUCUGCUGCUGCUGCUGCCACCACAACUGCACUUAGCAAAGAUGCAGUGAAGGAAAUGAAUCAGUGUUUGGACAGUACAUCUACAAAAAUUGCGGACAAUUCUAUGUUGAGUGAUUCAUUGAGAGUAAAUCUAAGCUCAUUGACAUUAAAUGACACCGAUGACUUUGAAAACCAAGUCCAGCCAUCAACGUCGACGGCUGAAAAUCCAAAAUUGGAUCGAGCAUUUUUAGCGGAAUUGGAAAAAGAGAUUUAUAAAAAUGACAAUGCCACCACAAAUGUAAAUGUAAACGUAAAUAAUGCACAAUCGAAUGAAUUUUCGUCGAUAAAUGCAAAAGACAAUACGGUUAACGCAAUUUCAAAUUCAUUAAGUUGGCUAAAAAAUGAAUUUUCGGCAAAUAAUGAUUUAACCGCACAAUUUUAUCAACAAAAAAGCACAGCCAUAAUGCAAAGUCCAGCCACAACGAACAAAUAUAACAAAGAGCUAACUAUCAAAAUGACAAAUUCCGACGCACUCUUGUCAAAUACGACAUUGAGCAAAAAACUGUAUAAUAUAGAAGUAAAUAGUGCGGAUCAAAAUACAAUGCACGCACCAACAACAAGUCAAAUGGAUGUGAACAAUGUGACCGGUUCCACAAUGAAUAGUGGCAAUCAAGCGAUUUACAGUAAUUAUGCCAUGGCUGGUAUGCAUUGCAAUAAUAGUGCAUCGAUCGAGCCGCAUGAUCAAAAGUACACAUCGGCAAACUAUGGCAAUACAAACAUGGGUGGCAAUACAAACAUGAAUAAUAUUUACUCAGUUUCCAGCGAUAUAUACGGAAGUGUUGCUGGUCCAAAUGUAUACGAUGUUGUGGCAUCAAGUAAUUCAGAUUAUUAUCAAAUGAUUCAAAAAAACGACCUUCAAACUGUGAUAUACGAUGAAGUGGCAGCAGAUGAUAUUCGACCACAUAGGCCUGCACCGGCAGCACCACCACAAAUUCUAUCGUCGCAGCAAAUUCAACGGAGACUUGAACGCGCCCAAAAAGAACGAACACAAUUAUACGAUAAUAUUGAAGUGAAUUAUGUGAACAAUGGCUUUUCCAAUGCUGCCGGAAAUCAUUCCAUAUACGAAGAGAUAAACCAAAAAUCAAAUAUUACUCCAAUCGACGUAGAUCACGUAUCCAAAGACACAGUGAACACGUUAAACAGCGGAACAAUAAAAAACAUGAAAAUCGAACAACUGUUACGCCUGGGUUUGGCGCCACGUUUUAAGUGUGAAGAAGCGUUAAUAAAAACUGGUUGGUCUAUUGAAUUAGCUGCAUCAUCUCUGCUGGAAAAUACUUAAAAAAACAUACUUGGAUGAGCUUGCAGUCAAAAACAAAACAAACAAAAAAAUCAUCCACAUUUAUAACAAAAGAAAAUUCCUACUAAAGCCAAUUAAAAAGCGGCUUUUUAAUUAGUCAAUUAAAGUCAGAAGAGGAUUUCCUCCGUUCACAGAGGAUACAGAACGAAUAAAAAGUAUUGAAUAUUAACAAAUUACAGAUAUUUUACGGUUAACAAUGUAAAUUCUAUGAAAGUUCGUUAAUAUUAUUAUUGGUGAUUAAAUAAUUUGAAGAAGAAGAAGAAAAAACCAAGAAAACACAUGUAAAGAUACAUAAAUACAGGAAUUCAAAUUGAUCAUAUGGAUAUGUUCCACAAACCAAUUUACAGAAUAUAAUUAUUUUUUAGAAAAAAAGUGAUUCAUAUCUAUUGCGUCAAUUCGAUCACUGAAUGUGUAAACAUAUGAGAAUGAAAAUGAAAGCAAAUAAAUUUAUUUUGGAACAAUAUAA
Molecule: messenger RNA, 4653 nt
Organism: Contarinia nasturtii (swede midge)
Lineage: Eukaryota; Metazoa; Arthropoda; Insecta; Diptera; Cecidomyiidae
Gene: Ack
Product: activated CDC42 kinase 1
Exons: 7
Coding region: 624-4169 (1181 amino acids)
Biological process (GO): protein phosphorylation
Molecular function (GO): protein binding; ATP binding; protein tyrosine kinase activity
Source: RefSeq, a predicted model, not a curated record